Messenger RNA from Elaeis guineensis (African oil palm), 647 nucleotides. RefSeq lists its product as uncharacterized. Lineage: Eukaryota; Viridiplantae; Streptophyta; Magnoliopsida; Arecales; Arecaceae. The record is from RefSeq and is a predicted model, not a curated record.
UGCAUCCCUCAAUUCGAGGUCGGGCCAUUUUUUAUAGUUUCAGAGACGAGGCCUCGACCGUGCUUGUUUUCUUAGCUUACUCCGACCACCGUCUCCAAAGAAAUCCACUUUCCUUGAUUCCCAUGGCUUUGUUAUUCCCACGUCUUCCUCAAUUCUGGUUAUCCUGUAAGCCUUCCAAAGUUCUUAUCAAAUCCGCUUUAAACGCUAGCUCGAACCGGAACUCCGUUCCCAUCUCUCCGCUGUCGACGGAGGUAGCGUCGGCGAAGAAGAGAUGCCUGAGAUGCGGCACGCUCUACCAGGAUCGGGAUAACUCCCCCACGGCUUGCUCCUUCCACGGCCACACAACUGGAGAUAGAGGGUUAUUCUCAUUAGCUCCACCGCAUCAAGGAAUAGACGGCGAGUGGAGCGAUGGGAGUGGAGUAAUUGUUUAUAAGUGGAACGAGAAGGAAGACAGGCCAAAUACAAGGAGGGCUAACUGGAAGAAAAGAUGGAGUUGUUGUGCUGAAUAUGAUGAGAAUGCUCCGCCGUGCCGACGAGGAUGGCAUGUUUGUUACGAUGACGGCUUCACACUUUUUUAGCGUUUGUUACAUGAUUUGUAGUUUAAACUCAUGUUAUCCAUAAAUUAAUGUUUGGAAAAUUAGAUUUCA